UUGCACCCUAACACCCGGCGUAGUUGUUAACCGUUGCCUGGACACUAAGGUCGUCCUGCGAAAUUUCUCCCUCUUCAGAGAGAGAGAAAGAGAGAGAGAAAAAAAAACCGAUACGCAUUUUAAUAAUUCAACAAUAAUUUUAAUAAUAUCACCAUGGACGUAGUAACUCAAAUGCCCCAAGUAGCCACUCUGGAUGACCUGAUUCAAGAGCUCCACAAGGUAUUCGACAGCGAUGAAGUCAAUGUCGAAUAUGUGUACAACCUCCUCGCUUCGUACAAGUCUAAUCCGGUCGAGUGGAAGAAAUUCGCCAAGUUCGAUCGAUACAAGUACACAAGGAACCUGGUCGACGAAGGCAAUGGAAAGUUCAACCUCAUGCUCCUGUGCUGGGGGCCUUCGCAUACCUCGACCAUUCACGACCACGCCGAUGCCCAUUGCUUCAUGAAGAUGCUGGAAGGUUCACUUCAGGAGGUGAGGUUCGAAUGGCCGAAGGGAGAUGAGACCGAGGAAGGUAUGGUUGAAAUCGACCGAAAUAUUCUGAAACUCAACGGCGUGUGUUACAUUAAUGAUUCCCUCGGCCUACACCGUGUGGAGAACGCCUCCCACAGUGAAGGUGCUGUCUCCCUCCACCUCUACUGCCCCCCCUUCAGCGCCUGCCAAAUAUUCGACGAGAGGACAGGGAAGAAAAUGAAGUGCCCAGUUACCUUCUGGAGCAAGUUUGGGAAGAAAGUCGAAAACGGCCCUCCGAAGUCAGCCUGUUGAAGAGAAGACCAAACACUUACUUAAGACUCACAAAAGGAACACCAUGUAGUUUAUGUGGCUUAACGCGAAAUAUACCAGUGUUUGUUCUUCAUAACUGUACGGUAACUUCUAUAUAGACUGUCACAAUGGAAAGUGUGUAUUAUCUUUGAAUGUCAGUGAGUUGCAGGCAUUUAUUUAUUUUUCCUUUUUUAAAACGUGGCCUGAUUUUUUUUUUCUCUUUUUUUCCCCCUCACUGAUGAAGAGAUCAAAGCUUCGUGAUAAAGCAUUAAUAUUUAAUUUUUGUAUAUUUCUCUGAAUCAGAGUAUACCGUAUUGUUUCCCAUUAUUUGCACAAUAUAAAAUUUUGUUUUUUAUUCUCGAAAUCAAGAACUGAAAUGAAGUCAGGUCUGGAAAAAGACAUUCAUUUUUUUUAUUUUUUUUCAUCUUGCUGGUAUUAUAAACACCGAUUAAUACUUUUGUGUACACUUAAUACAUUGUAUUUUCAUUCGUUAUAAGGAAUUGUAAGCUAAAAUAUUAAUUAAGUCACUAAUAAGCUGAAAUGAAAUAGACUUAAGUGACUAAUAAAGUGAAUUAUAAUUAAUGACCAAAAAAUGUGGCAUGCAACUCAUUUGCAUAUCACAAGUACGUUUUUUUUUUUUUAAUCUAGAAAACCUGUUAAUUAACUUUAUCCCGGAAGUGUAUAUAGAUGUAUGUAACUGUAUGUUUUUAGUUUAUCAAUUAUACAAUUUUUUUUCUAUAAUUUUUCUUGGUUAUCACUCUCUGUUAUUUCUCCCCUAGAUGUUUGUAAAUGCUUAUCAAAAAAAUGGCCAAGAGUUCAUAUAUAUAUGUUCAGGAUUUUAGUCAUAUAUAUAUAUUUUUUCAUUAAUGAAGUGACCAAGUUGAUUAUAUCUACCCACACGUUAAGAUAUUUUUUUAGGUGAAGUGCCAAUACAAAAGAUAAUAUUCAGUCACACACACACACACACACACACACACACACACACACACACACACACACACACACACACACACACACACACAC
Molecule: messenger RNA, 1779 nt
Organism: Penaeus indicus
Lineage: Eukaryota; Metazoa; Arthropoda; Malacostraca; Decapoda; Penaeidae
Product: cysteine dioxygenase type 1-like
Exons: 5
Coding region: 154-759 (201 amino acids)
Biological process (GO): L-cysteine catabolic process
Molecular function (GO): ferrous iron binding; cysteine dioxygenase activity
Source: RefSeq, a predicted model, not a curated record